Sardina pilchardus (European sardine) is the source of this 11027-nucleotide messenger RNA. RefSeq names its product A-kinase anchor protein 13 (gene akap13a). Gene Ontology annotation, cellular component: plasma membrane. NCBI's taxonomy places the organism in Eukaryota, Metazoa, Chordata, Actinopteri, Clupeiformes, Clupeidae. The record is from RefSeq and is a predicted model, not a curated record. Gene Ontology annotation, biological process: regulation of Rho protein signal transduction. Gene Ontology annotation, molecular function: guanyl-nucleotide exchange factor activity.
CUAUCGCUGCAGGUUAUCGAGAGCAUUCUCCGAAGUGGCCAUUCAAAGUUACUACUGGAUCGACUUUACCAUCCUGUUAGACACCUGAAUACGUCUCUUUUUUCAAUAAUUGUGUCUGGAUGGAAGAGGGGUCCUCUUAAGUUCUGAAUUAACGCCACGGAUAUGUUUCAAAGGAAACACUCACUUUGAGGGCUCCAAAGUUCAAGUGCCGAGUGCCAUGAAAGUGAACCCACAGCAAGCUCCAUUAUAUGGUAACUGUGUGCUGACAGUGCAGUUGAGUGAUGACGAGUUGGCUCUGGCCCAAUCCCAGGCCGGGGAUGUGGAGGGGGCGGAAUUCUACCUGCUCUUCUCGGGCAGCAGACAGACACACCUGAGCACCACCCUCAGGACCCCGGAGCAUGGCAGCCUGCAGGCCCUCUGCCCAGCCCAUGACUGCUGUGAGUCCGUGCUGGUGGCGCUAUGCUGCGCGUGGCCUGGCGGCGGCGCUGUGGAGCAGCUGGGGCAGGCGCGGCUGCAGUACGUGCAGGACCUGGCGUUCGACAUGGCCCAGUUCCUGGUGAGCACGGUGGGGCGCGCCGACGGCCUGGACGGGGUGCUCAUGCUGGACGAGUGCCAGAUCCCGCUGCAGGAGUGCGAACGCCUCGACCACAGCCUGGCGCUCGCGCUCACGCACCUGCACCUGCCCGAGGGGUGGAGCCUGCUGGGAGAUCACCUGAGCAAGGACACAGAUCCUGAGCCUCAGGAGACUCUGCUGCACUUUGCGUGUCGGCGUGGUCUCCUGCGCGUGGCCUCCUUCCUGCUUCACCAGCGGGGGGCGCUAGAGGCGCUCAGGCUGCCCAACAAGCAGGGCUGCACCCCAGCACACCUCGCACACAGCCACAACCACCAGGCCCUGCUGGAGCUCCUCAACAGAGAGGGAGUGACGGCGUGUGACAGUGAGGCGGGCGCCGGCUGCCACCUGUCGUGGUGUGGCGCUGGCGUUCUGGAACACUCCCCGGCGCUGGGCACCUUCUCCCUGAGCGUGGGCACGGAGCCUGGCACGACCCUGCAGGAGCACCUGGAGCAGCUCCGCCACCUGAUCCAGCGCCACGCACACCACAGCAAGGGAGGAGCCUGCCUACAGGGGCACGAGCAGCAGAGACUGGAGCCAGAGCAACCAGACCCAGGGCUGGAGAGUGUGUGUGAGAGUGUUUGUGAGAGUGUGUGUGAGAGUGUGUGUGAGUCAGAGACCGGGCUGCAGUCACAACCCACUGGCCAGGAAUGCAGCGGAGAGCGUCCCGAGUCAGACGAGGUCCGCGCGGAACCGGAGCAGCUCGCCCCGCAAGACGAUCCUCCCACCGCCGAGAUCCCGAGAGAAAACACACACACACACACGCAGACACACACACAGACACACGCGAGCAGCGCCGCCGGGCUGACAGGGGAACACACACACGCCGGCCCACGUGCACCGCCGGCCCCCCUCGUCUGCUCCGAGACCUCUCAGCCUAUCGCAGGCCUCGGCUAUCAGCGCCAUGGGGAGGAGUGUGUUUGGGAAAACACACAACGCGAUAGCCACACCGCCGAGCCGCCGGCCACCACCACCACCACCACCUCCACAGCAGCAGCAGAGGAGCGCGUUGAGAUCGGACAGGAGGAGGAGGAGGAGGACCAGGCAGGAGUAGAGGAGAGAACCGGCGCGGAGAACGCACACGCUCCCGAAGGGCUCGGCCCGCAAGCCGUGGAGGAGGAACCGGAGGCCGGCACCGGAGGGGAACCGGAGAGCGAGAGCCGAGCGGAACCCGACGCUGCCCCAGGCGGAAUCCGUCCCGCUCAGGGGGGCGCCGAGGGGGGCAGACAGGAGGACAGGGGGCCACCGCGAGAGGAGGAGGAGGAGGAGGAGGAGGAGGAGGAGGAGGAGGAGGAGGAGGAAGAGCUUCCAGACCAAAAACAUCCAUCUGGCCUUGGAGGAGUUGCCGACGCAGCAGAAGAGAGAGCAACAGCAGAAAGUCCUGAAACAGCUGAAACAGCAGCAGCAGGAGGAACACACACAGAACCGGGAGAGGGAACAGCAGGAACAGAAACAACAGCAGCAGCAGAGGGAACACACACAGAACCGGGAGAGGGAACAGCAGGAACAGAAACAAUAGCAGCAGAAGGAACACAGACAGAACCGGGAGAAAGAACUGCAGGCACAGAAACAGCAGCAGCAGCAGCGGCAGACAUGGGCCUCACACAGUCUGCCCAAGAACCGGAGAGCUCCGACGCCGACUCCAGGGAUUGUUCUCAGGACGUGGAACCAGACGGCGACCGAGAGGGAGAGAACCGGGACGAAGACGAGGCUCAGGAGGAGGGGGAGAGCCCAGAGGAAAAUGAGGAGUUUGUGGACGCCAGCUCAGCCUCAAUAGAGGGAGAGAACUCCUUAUUUGUGGAGUGUAGCGACAGCGUGCUUGACGCCGCUACACACUCCGGUUCUCAGCCUGAGGAACCGGGCCUGCGAGAGGAGGGGCUAUCGUUUGAAGCCAAGUGCCCGGAACUCAAGGAACAGUGGUCUGAAGCGGACAGCACCCAUGAAGAGACAUGUCCCGAGAACGAGGUGGAGGUAGAUCAGACUGCAGUAUCUGCCCAGCCUCUAGAGGACAGCGUUGAGACAGAGACCGCACUGCCUAGUGACCACGGCAGUGACUCAGCUGUGGCUGCGCUCAGCGAGGAUGUUGACUCGCCCGGGGAACAAACCGAAACGGCUGCCGACGGCAACUGUGGCGGUGACAUCACUUCCCCUGUGUCUGACUCAGGGUGCGAUCUGCCCUCGUUAGCCACAAACCCGGAAGUGACAUCACCGGAGACGGCGGAGGGCUCGUCUGACCCCUCGGAGCCCCUCACUGCGUCUGGAGACCCCGCGGAGGACUCAGCCGGCCCAGAGUGCCGAGCGGCGGUCAAAUCAGAGGAAGAAGCCGAGCAACAGGAACAGGAAGUGCGCUCGCCGUCCUCCGACGCGCCGAACGGCCCCGGGAUGACCGAGGCCCACAGCGACGCCUCCCUCACACACUCGGAAGACUCGCGGCCGGCGUCCAGCGACGACACGCUCGAGGGCCUGGACGAGGACUCGUCCACCAUGUCCGAGAGCGAAGUCGGGCAAAGGUCGGGCGUCCCCAGCGGGCGGUCUAGACGGAGAGAUGAGCGACCAGGCGCCCGGGCCACUCUGCCCGAUACGGACAGCCUCAGCUUGGACGCCAUCUCCCUGUCCGUCGUCACCACGGCGACCCAUGGGGUGGGGUCUCUCACACACGGCGAUAACACACACACUCGUGUGUCUCAGGGGUCUGGGGACGGCCGUGAGGGUGUGGCGACGUCUGCCGUGUGUGUUCCUCAGGAAACACACUCCCUAGUGGGACGGGGCGCGCCGGGGGAGGACGCUGACCAGGUCAGCGAGCAGGUCACUGCAGAGGUCACUGCAGAGGUCACUGCAGGGGUCAUUGAGGAGUUCGCUGUGGAAGUGCCCGUCACCGUGGAAACAGCGCAGGAAAUGCAGGAGGAAGUAGCAGAGGAAGUGACCGAUGCCCAGCAGCAGGACCGUUCCGCUGACGAGGCCCAGUGCACUGUGGGACGCCGCGCGGAUCCAGAAAGACAGGUGGACACACUCAUGGUAGCAGGGGCUCUGAACUACAUGGAGGAGACGCGACUUGGUUUGGGAGCAGACGGCUAUCGAUCACCGAUCCACCGAGAGAAGGAGUCCUUCCCCGCCACCCCAGACACACUGAGGCGCCGCAGCCUGGAGAAGGGCACCAGCAUCGACUCCACAGAUUCCCCUCAGAGCUCCAGGAGCUCCAUCUCCACCCUGCAGAGAGACUCCGGCAGCGACACGGAUGGCUUCUGCAGCACAGACACGGGAGAGGACAACGUCUUCAGAAAGGGCGACGACACGGUGACAGGUGACAGCACCAGCGAGGUCUCCAUCUCCUGCUCCUCCACGGACGACGCCGCCAGCUUGGGCCACCCCAGCUCCUCCUCCUCCUCCUCCUCCUCUUCCUCCUCCUCCUCUUCCUCCUCUCGCCCGCUCCCCGGAGACGUCGCGCGUCGUCUGGGCGCCAGCGGAGGAGGGGUCGUCGGGGUCAUCGGGGGCGCGGACACGGAGGACGAGGCGAAGGACUGCGUGUCGGACGUGCCGCUGCGCUCCAGCAUCCGCUCCCUCUCGCCCUUCCGCAGGCACAGCUGGGGCCCCGGCAAGAACGGCCUCACCGACGCAGACAUGAACCAGCGCAGUGCGCUGCCCAACUAUGGCGAGGAGAAGCCGGCGUUCCACAGACGAAGUCUAAGCUGGUGUCCGUCGGUCGUGCCCCUGAGUCCCUGUGCGGAUCAGUAUAGUGACUUCAGCUUGAGCCUGGAGGGGUUGGCAGCCGACGGCACGGAUGGCAAGGCCUGGCACCCCCACCAGAGCGCGCCCACACAGCAGGGCAGGCGGGUGGGACGCCAGGAGAGCGACGAGAGGGGGUCACUCGUCUCCCUGACCGAGGAGGAGCACGAGGCAGACAUGGCCGACUGCAGCAGCCUGGACAGCCAGAAGUCACGGCGGUAUCAACCAAUGAGAUGCAGCGUUCCGUCCAUGACUCUGCCCCUUACCAAAUCAGUGUCCAUGUUGGCCAUCAGCCAGAGAGACAUCGAUGGUGUGAACUCCUUCGCUAGUACCACUGGAUCCGUAGACUACAGCAUCACUGAGGAGGAGCCAGGGCCUCUGAGAGGGGACUUUGAGGGCAAGAGUGGGACCAAAGUUAGCCGCACCUUCAGUUACCUCAAAAACAAGAUGUACAAGAAGACACGGGAGAAGGACAAGGAGCGGCACAAGGAGAGGGAGAAGGACGGUAAGGAGAAGAGGAUCAACGGUCACUCCUUCAGCCAUGGCGGCUCCGUCCAGCCCACCCUGUGUCCGCAGUGUCACAAAGCCAUCAGCUCCAAGGAGGCCUUCGUCUGCAGCAGUUGCUACGUGUGCGUCCAUAAAGGCUGCCGGGAAUCGUUGCCUGUGUGUGCCAAGGUGAAAAUGAAGAUCCACAAGCAGCAGCAGUACGCCGUCCCAGACUGCAGCACCACCCCCGCCGUCACGCUACGGCCCAAAUCUUCAGGGUCACGGGAGCGCCCCUGGUCGGCCAUCUUGUCUCCAGAGGAGCACCACUCGUUUGUGUCGGCCCCACGGCGCCACACACUCAUGCCCUUCAACAGCAGCAACCUCUCCAAGAGCAUCUCCAUCUCCAACAUCGCAGGGCCGGUGUUUGAUGAGAUCCCUCUGAAGGGGCUGCGCUACUUGUCCCAGUCCACUGACUCCCUGCACAAGCCCAGCAAGGUCAACGAGUCCACCGAGUCCCUGGUCGAUGAAGGGACAGAGAUGAUUGACAGCCAGCUGAUGGGGGAGUUUGAGGCGGACGUGCGCGAGCUGGAGGCCGACUCUUGGAGCUUCACCGUGGACAAGAAGUACCUGAAGACCCUCAACAAGGACACCGUCAAGAGACAGGACGUCAUCUACGAGCUGAUGCAGACGGAGAUGCACCAUGUGCGUACGCUGCGCGUGAUGGCGGAGGUGUACUGCAAGGGCCUGCAGAAGGAGGUGCAGCUGGAGCCGCAGACGCUGGAGCGCAUGUUCCCCGUGCUGGACGAGCUGCUGGACACACACACACACUUCCUGUCCGGCCUGCUCGACUGCAAGAGGGACGCACAGCUGCAGGCCGGGGACGCCCCGGGGUUCGUCAUCGAGAGGAUCGGAGACGUGCUCAUCAACCAGUUCUCGGGGUCCAGCGCGGACUGCAUGAAACGGGUCUACGGGAAGUUCUGCAGUCGACACAACGAGGCUGUCAAUCUCUACAAGGAGCACCAUUCUAAGGACAAGCGCUUCCAGGCCUUCAUCAAGAAGAAAAUGAGCAGCAGUAUAGUGAGAAGGAUGGGCAUCCCAGAAUGCAUUCUGCUUGUCACUCAGAGAAUAACCAAAUACCCGGUAUUGCUGCAGAGGAUACUUCAGCACACCAGAGAGGAGGAGGAGGAGCAGGCGGAGGUGGCGCGGGCGCUGUGCCUGGUGAAGGAGGUGAUUGCGGCGGUGGACCAGCGCGUGCGCGAGCAGGAGCAGCGGCGGCGGCUGAAGGAGGUGCACGCGCGCACCGACAGCAGGUCCAUCACGCGCAUGAAGAGCGGCCAGAUGUUCGCCCGCGAGGACCUGCUCAGGGGCCGACGCCUGCUGCACCACGGCCCACUGCAGCUCAAGAACAACGCCGGCAGGCUCAAGGAUGUCCAGGCUCUGCUCCUGUCAGACAUCCUUGUGUUCCUUCAGGAAAAAGAUCAGAAGUACGUCUUUGCCUCGCUGGACCAGCGGUCGACGGUGAUCUCGCUGCAGAAGCUGAUCGUGCGCGAGGUGGCCAACGAGGAGCGCGCCCUCUUCCUGAUCACGGCGGGCACCGAGAGGCCCGAGAUGGUGGAGGUCCACGCCAGCUCCAAGGAGGAGCGCAACACCUGGAUGCAGCUGCUGCAGGACGCCAUGCAGUCCAUAGAGAAGGAUGAAGAUGAGGGCAUUCCCAGUGAAACGGAGGAAGACAAGAGACUGAUGGAGACCAAAGCCAAGGAGCUCAGAGAGGUUCUGAAAAAGAAGGAUGAUCAGAUUGUGAGUCUGCUGCAGGACAAGAUGAAGUUGUUCCGGGACAUGUGUGACUGCGGGCCGGCGGACGACGGUUCCUCGUGUUCUAAGAUGCUGUUCCGUGCCUGCAAUGAUGACGUGCCCAAAGGAAACCCAUUCAUGAAGGACGCCCUCAAGGAGGUGGAGACGCUGCAGACGCUGGUGAACGGGAGUCUGGGGGGGGCGGUGGGGCAGCAGGUGGGGCAGGAGGCAGGAGGGGGGGUGGGGCCUGUGACGCUGCCCCGCCGAGCAGAGACCUUCGGAGGCUUCGACAGCCACCAGAUGAACAUCUCCAAGAGUAAGGGCCCACUGGCUAUACCUCUACAUGGAGGAAAUGCAAACCUGUUGCUGCUACUGAAGAGAAACAGUGAACAGGUGCUCCAUAGUGUCACAAGCCUCCACGACCUUCUGGCCUCCCUACAGGCGGUGGUGGUCCAGCAGGACACCUUCAUCGAGGACCAGCGGCAGGCUCUCUCCGAGCGCCCUUCCUCCUCCUGCUCGCCUCGGCCUCGGCCUCGGCUCCUCCUCCUCUCCUCGCGCGCCUCCUCCUCGCGGCCCAACUCCCUCGUCGAGCAGGAGCGGCAGCGCAGCCUGGAGAAGCAGCGGCAGGAGGUGGCGGCGCUCCAGCGGCAGCAGUCGGCCCACGCCGAGGAGAGGAGGAGGCGCGAGCGGCAGUGGGAGGCGCGCGAGAGCCUCCUGGAGGAGCGCGAGGCCUCCACGCAGGCCCGCGAGGACGAGCUCCACCGCAGGAGGCGCGAGCUGGAGCAGCAUCGGCUGGAGCUGCAGGCCAGGAAGGAGGACUACCAGCGGGACCUGGAGCGGCUGCGCGACGGCCAGAGGAGGCUGGACAGGGACCGCGACAACCUGCGCAGGGAGCUGGAGAUGCUGGAGCAGCUCAAACAGGAGAAGCGUAUGCAGCGCACCCCCUCCAGCACGUCGGAGGACUCCCUGCAGUUCCAGAGUGGGGGGGGCGGCAGCUCCCUGGAGCUCCCCGAGGCCGGCGACGGCGGCGACCCCCCCAGGAAGAACUCCCUGUCCCGGCCGGAGGCCAAGCCCAAGGGGCGCACGCUGAACCCCUUCAGCAUGAACUCGGGGGGGCGCGGGGGCCAGAGCAGCGAGGGCCAGAACCAGAUCCCCAACCGCCUGCUCCAGCUCACCAAGAGCAAGGACAAGAAGGACAAGAAGAAGAAGAAGAGCAAGCACCCACUGGCGCCAGAUUCCCAGCUCCUGCCCUUGACAGAGCCCACCACUGAUGGGGAGAUCUACUUCUGCUGAUGCCCCCCUGCACCCUACAACUGCCCCCACACUGCCCCACCGCCAGCCACAGCAGCACAGAGCCAAUGCCCCAGCCCCCUGUUCUUCAGCACUCUAUUGCCCCAUGAGUGUCCCCUCUGAGGGGGUGAAGUGAGGGAGAGUGUGGGGGUACCUCCAGGGUUGUUGCCCUUUGCAGUCAUGCCCCGAGCUCUCUCCCAUCUCAUCCACCACGUCCUGGAAGUCUACGCACAACCAGAAACACACAUACUCACGCCUCACUGUGUGUGUGUGUGUGUGUGUGUGUUUAGGGCUGAUAGAGUGUGGAGGGUUCCGUGGACAGAGCUGGAGUUGUCAGGCUCUGUGCCAAAUAUCCGAGCGUGGGCUGGGGCUGUUUAAGAUUCCAAAACUAGAUAAUUACGCAUAACAGCCUGAUCAUUUCAGCUGCAGAAAAUGUCUUUGCUUAAAGCCCUGUAUGGUUAUCCUCAGCCCUCAUCCAUCUCUGAUGUGGCCCUGAUGUGGCCCUGAUGCGGCCCUCAUCUCAGCCAUAUCUGUCCCAAAACUCCUCUCCGGGACAUAGCACGCUGGCUGACUCGGCAUCCACUCACCCAUGUCAAAGAACUCCUAAACCCACAGAAAGCAAAAAAAAUCUAAUCAAACAGCAAACAAACAAACAAACAAAGAAAGACACACACACACACACACACACACACACAAACACACACACACACAACAAACAGAGCAGCAGAGCGGACUUCAGUUGCUUCAGACUUCAGUGCUUAAGAUGCAGUGUGUGAUGUGGGGCUGACUCAGCGGCCUGGACAACACAUCCAGCGCGCCCACACACACACACACACACACACACACACACACACACACACACACAUUCAGCGCGCCCAAGAGAUGUUCCGCUUCCCCCAAGAACCUCUCCGCGCCCCUUCCCUCUCUCUCUCUCUCUCACACACACACACACACACCGACACACACACCGACACACACCCAGCGUUUGAUGCUCCUACAGUCAUUUCAUUUGAUGUGAUAAUGCUGAGUAGUUCAAAAGCUUGUGCACUGCAGAUGACGUGUGUUCCUGGUGUGUUCAGAGUCAGCCGUCGUGUUGUGUUGUGUUGUGUGUGUCCUCAGCGUUGUGUUGUGUUGUGUCCUCAGCGUUGCACUACAUGCCCAUAUAAGUAAUCGCAUUAUCGUUGUCAUCGUCUUCGUGGUCGUCCCCGCGAUGCCCGUGUGUCUCUUCAUGUUGCGUGUAGCCUCUCGUCCCUGUGCCCGUGCACCUGUAUGACUCCUACAGUACGUAGACUGUACGUAAUCCCCCUCACCCACCUGACGUGGCACCGCUGAUGGCAGAUCUGAGGAAACACAUUAGGCUGCGCAAAGGAUAUCUUCAGCUCAUUCCGACUCAGUCUAGCUCAAUCUAAUUUUAAUCAGCACACUUCAGCAGAAAUGGUUUCAUGCCCGGGAGCACUUUAAACAGUCACUUAUUACUGGCGAAGAUGUUCUCGUCUUCGCGCCCGGGCCGAGAGAUGAUCUAGUUUACUCCCACAGAUUAAUCAAAGGGAUUACGCACUGAUAAUCAGACAGGGAAUCCCGCAAGGAUUUCGUAGACUUCCGUGUCAGCGGCCUAUCUUACAUUUGACUUCCCCGCAGUGUUUUGGGAGUAACAUUUGAUAAAUGACUUUGGUCCCGUGACUUGUAAUCACAUGCAGUAGAUGAACUACAGGUUAGCCGAGGGCUUUCACAUGAGAACGAAUAGAUGCCCUCUUCAUACAGUAAUUACACCACGGAGAGAGCGGAAAAUGAUCCAUGUGGAUGGUGUGUGGGAGCAGGGCUGAACCUCCACUGUAUACAGUAGAGGGGUACAUUACUGAUGACUCUACCUGCAGGUCAGGUAUUCCCGCGAUCGAGAACCGACUGUAGAACCAGGACCAGGCCAGACGCGGGCCGGUUCUAAGACUGAGCGCGCCAUCUGAUCUGCACCACUAAUGCAAGAACCUCAGAAUGUUCUUUAACCCCCAGCAGCGCCCAUAUAAGGCAUUUCUCCUCUAUUUGGGUUUGCCCAUAGAGAUUAUCCUGCCCCCUCUUUCCUCCCUACUCACAGCUUUCUAAUGUCCUGAACAGUUAUCGUCUCUCUCUCUCUCUCUCUCUCUCUCUCUCUCUCUCUCUCUCUCUCUCUCACUCACUCACUCAUCGUCGUCGUUGUUGUUGUUGUGUUGUUUUUGUUUAUCCAUGACAACAAUGUUGUGAGUGGACGGGGCUUUGAUCCCGAGAGGAAAAGACUGUUCCGGAAAGCCCCAGAGUUUGUGUCCCCAGAGGCAGACGCUUGUCCUUCUGUGUUCCCCCACCAGGGGGCAGAGGCGAGCCCCAUAUGGCUCAUGUGAUUUUUCUUUUCUUUUUUUUUUUUUUUUUUCCUCUCCUGGCGUCUGACUGAAGUUUGAGUCACUGUUGACCGUCCUCUUCAGAUGGUGUCAGUACUGAAGCAUCUGCAUCGUCCCGAUAAGCAGACCGCCGCAAUGACCAGAGACUUCACAAGAAUACUGUUCUUUAAAGAAAUAUAUGCAUAUACUGUAUUUGAUGCAUAUGUGAACAAUCAUAAGUUUGGCCUUCACUUACAGGAGUUAACUGGGAGGAGCAGGACCAGGUCUUCCCUCCUCUGUAGGAGACAAAUCAAGUCAGAUCAACUCGAAUCAAUAGUUUUCUUACGUAGAGAGCUCAUUUUAGUGGUAUUCUGUGGAGUCUGUCAAAAAGGAUUUAAAUGUAAUAGCCUUAAAAACAGAAAAUAAAGAAUGCACUAAAGUCAAUCCAGCAUUUUCUCAGGAGGUCUUUGGUAACAAAAAAAAUAAAAACUGUAGCCUAUCCCUGCUUUGACAGCAAGGAGUUAUUUUUAUGAACGUACAGUUUCAUUUUAUUUGUUUGUUUCCUUGCCGAAUAAUGUAUAAAAAGGGCAGAAACUAAAUGUAAAAUGUACAUAUGAACUGUGUAUAAAUUUUAAUGUAAAAGUAUGAUUUUGUUUGUUUGUUUUGUUUGUGAUUGACAUCAAUAUUUUGUAAUGAGGCUUAUUUAUCGAUGAUCCCCAUGGUUUGAAUGCUAAAAAUGUACAGUUAUAUUUCGCUCAUAUUAAAAAUAUUAUGACGCAAAA